Messenger RNA from Esox lucius (northern pike), 2876 nucleotides. Its product is annotated as nuclear body protein SP140-like protein. Lineage: Eukaryota; Metazoa; Chordata; Actinopteri; Esociformes; Esocidae. The transcript has 15 exons. The coding region runs from base 254 to 2143 and encodes 629 amino acids. The record is from RefSeq and is a predicted model, not a curated record. Gene Ontology annotation, biological process: humoral immune response; regulation of transcription by RNA polymerase II. Gene Ontology annotation, cellular component: nucleus; cytoplasm. Gene Ontology annotation, molecular function: protein binding; DNA-binding transcription factor activity, RNA polymerase II-specific; DNA binding.
UAUCACGGAACUGUGCCUGCGAGGGCGGGAGAUCUACGGAAGGCUACUCUGGAAAUGAAUAACGUACCAGCCGAAAACUUGAAGAUUACCGCCACAAAACAAAUCAAUAUUACUGGGACCUGUAACUUAUAAAUUCUAUGUUCUUACAUGACAUCACUUACAUUGUAGCUAAGUUCAUUUAUAAACGCGCAAUCGGAGAAAGAUAUUGAUGUAACAACAACACAGUGAGUUAAAGACGCAAGAAUUGGCGCCAAUGGACCCGUUGGAUUUUGUGACAGAUGAUCAAUUACUUAGGUUUUUCCGAUGUAGUAGGACAGAAAUGUCGUGCAUGGAGCAACCACAUAUCUUCCUUUAUCAACUCCGAGACCACAACCUCAUUCCAGAGGAAGUGUACAAGAAGCUGAUUCGGAAGAAGAGUAAGGAGCAGAGGGAGAAGGGUUUGUACGACAUGCUGAACUGGUUGGAGGAAAAGAGACCUGACUGCAUCAAGCUCUUCUGGCGCUGUGUGUUUAAGGACCACCUCCUGCAACAGUACCCCACGCUACGCCUGCUUCGUAAUAGCCUGCUGGACGGGUCGUUCACAUUAUGUGAGAAAUUGCCAGAGAAGAUGGAGAAGAAAGUGGAGGAGGAGGUGAAUGGAAAGAAGAGGAAGUAUUCAGGGGAAGGAGAAGAGGAGCCUAAGAAGAAGAAAACAACUGUCAUUAGAAAGAGGCAAACGUCAAAGGAAAAUGAGAGUGGUGAGGAAGAGGAGCAGCCCAGCACAUCCACCCAGUCCACACCCAGUCAGAAGAAGAAAGUCCAGAAACCUGUCUUCAGUUCUCCUCUCAAGAAGGGGGAGACAGCUGACAUCUGGACAUGGCCCUUCUACAAGACCCAGCUACCAGUUACCUGCGGGGACAAGAAGGCCACACUCUACCGGGACAAGCUGGCCAGAGGUGGGGAGGACUGCAUUUUGGUAGAUGAUCAGUGGUUCACCCUGGCUGGCUUUGAGGAGUUUGGGGGGAAGAAGAGCAGUAAGAACUGGAAGACCAGUAUCCGCUGUGAAGGGAUCACUCUGGCAAAACUGAUUCAGGAAGGUCAUUUAAUUUCACCAAGUUUCAAAAGAAGAAAAGUUGGAAAGAUCAAGACAGAACUGUUUCCCUCCAACAAAUCAGCAGUCUCGAGCACAGAUUCAGAAUAUGAGAGUGAUCAGGAAGAGGACGAUGAAGAAGUGGAGGUUGAAAAUGAAAAGGAGGAAGGAGAAAGAGGAGAGCAAUCAACCUCUGCUGGAGGAGGGGCCAGUCCAGGAGGGAGUCAGGUUGUUGGUUUGCGAAAGAUUGUCUUCCAAGUCACCUGUGGCGUCCUCAGUGGGAUGCUACACAAGGACCGCUUUGCAUCAGGGACUCGUGGGAAAAGUGUCCGUACAGAGCGGAGCUGGAUGACCCCAAUGGAGUUUUUGAGGGGGGCUUCAGUCAUGGCAGAGACCUCCUGGAAGAAAGACAUCCUGUGUGAUGGGAAUCCUCUCAGUGUCCUCAUCGAGAAUAAGGUGUUGAUAAUCCACUCUGUCUUGUGCAAGUGCAAGUUGUGCAAUCCCACUGCCGAAGACUUGCAAGAACAGGUUAACGAUGAUGACUGCUUCAUCUGUAGGAUCCAAGGCAGCUUGAUUUGCUGUGAUGAAUGUCCACGCUCUUUCCAUCAGGGAUGUCACCUACCUAAUGUAGACGAUGCAUUGCUGGGGAAUGAUCGUCCCUGGGUGUGCACGUUCUGUAUACUGAGAAACACUCAAUCAUGGCGUCAGCCCAGUAAGAAAUCUUACCAGGAUGUUCUGAACUACCGAACCUCUGACCGUCUUCUGGAAUGCCAGUACCUCCUGCUGUGUCUGUACCACACAGACGAGGACCAAAUCUUUGUGAAAAAUCCUAGCAUCAACGUGAGAAACUACUCCAGCAUGAUAAAGACUCCAAUGUGGCUGGAUGGGGUGGUGGAGAAGCUGCAGAACAGUCAGUACCAGACGGUGAAGGCCUUCGUGGCCGACGUGUUGCUCAUCUUCACCAACUGUGCCGCCUUCAACAGGGAUAAUUCAGAGUUCCGUGAGAUGGGUGAAAGACUGGCGGAUCUGUUUGAGAGAGAGUUCCGGAAUACAUUCAGCAUUCAGCAGCAGUGACCCCAAAUGCACAUCCUGUGGAGCUUUCAUCAAGUGCUUACCAUUGCUUUCCUAAAAGACAAUGUCAAGACUACCCUGGCCUUGUUUACAUACAUGUACACCAGUAUGUACAUCUCUUUUUUUCCACGUAUGUACAUUGUUAUUCAUUAUGGAUCUUUCAAUCAUUCUUUUCAUUUGUUUCACUGUAAAACAUGUGUUAAUUUAAAUAUAGAAUUGUGAUGAUAUUUCAAAGUAUUAUGGGUCAAAUCAUUCGGCAAGGUAGCCCUUCUCUACAACCUUAGUACACGAGAGGUGGCUUGUUCUAAUCCCCAAGAUGGCAAAAUCAUGAAUCUGUUUUUCUGUCCUUGAGCAAGGCAGUUAUCCCAAUUUCUUCUCAGGGUGUUGCAGACAAUAAGAAUUAGUUGGUCAAAUCAUGCAUUAAUGGUUGCCCUCCCAACCUUAAAUGCCUGUAGGCCUGAAUUAUGUCAGGAAUUCUUCAGCAUUGGAGUGUCAGAGACCCUUAUAACUGUCCAGCCAAUUAUGUCGAACCUCUGAGUACCCGCUAACAAAUUAACAAACUGGAGAAUUGUUCAUGUUAUAUGUUCAUGUGAUUUUGAAGUGCAAUAUAAUUAUUUGAUUUGAAUGUAUUAACUAUAUGUGGCUAUAUAUUGUAUUUAGUAAUUAUCUUUAUACUGCUUUUGGUGUUUUUUCCCUCAUCUUCUGAUGAAAAAUAAACUACUACUUUUCUAAAACA